Molecule: messenger RNA, 1476 nt
Organism: Leptonychotes weddellii (Weddell seal)
Lineage: Eukaryota; Metazoa; Chordata; Mammalia; Carnivora; Phocidae
Source: RefSeq, a predicted model, not a curated record
AAUUCUGAAAUCUAGUUUGUAAAUUACUUAAGGUCAUGGUGCUAGAACUGUUUGGAAUGGAAUGAAAUUCAGUGCAGGGCAUGUGGGCUAGUUUUUCUUCUAAUAUUACCCUCUGCCAGUUCAUAGAAAAGUUGACAUUGUGGUUAUGUUUCAGCAGUGGACAGGGAGAUUUCUGACAGAGGGAAGGAAGCAUUUGAGACUUUUCACCUGGUCAGCUGUUCAGUGGUUUCAUAUUCUGGGCUUUAUAAUUACAAGGCAUCCUUAGCAUCUGAUCUUCACUGGGAUAAAGACAACUCAGGAAGGAGUAUGGCCUGUAAUCUUAAAGCACAUUGACACUCUUCAGUUUGACCAUUUGACAGAACCAUGGGGAGCUUCACUUGCAAAAGUUGGCCAGAUAAUCAACAUGUCAAAUACCUUCUGAGAGAGGCUCUGCCAGUGCCCGGAAGCCUCGUGGCUCUUUUCGAGGAUUCUUUAUACAAUUGCAUAUGUACGAGUGGAUGAACCUACCAUUGGUGAUCCAGAGGAUUUUUGUCAAGACUGGAUAAACCAUGUAUCACAUUGAUUGUAGAGAUCAGCUUGAACGGGUCUUUUUACGACUUGGCCAUGCUGAAACAGAUGAACAAUUACAGAAUAUUAUAUCUAAAUUCCUUCCUCCUGUUUUGCUCAAACUGUCCAGCACCCAAGAAGGAGUACGCAAAAAGGUAAUGGAACUGCUGGUCCAUCUGAAUAAGCGUAUAAAAAGCCGCCCCAAAAUACAGCUCCCGGUAGAGACACUGUUGGUUCAAUACCAGGACCCUGCUGCAGUUUCCUUUGUCACAAAUUUUACUAUAAUUUAUGUUAAGAUGGGCUAUCCUCGCCUGCCAGUGGAAAAACAAUGUGAACUGGCCCCUACGCUUCUUACUGCCAUGGAAGGGAAGCCUCAGCCACAGCAGGAUAGGUAUGGUGUCCUCAAUUACCUUCUCUCCCACCUGCAUGAGUCAACAGCUACCUCUCAAACACAGAGUCACACAUUUGGUUUUACUUGGGCUAAUGUGAAGGCUUGAGCUCUUUCAGCUGACAGAUGAUUGAAUUUUCUGUGUCACCUCAAUGUUACUGUUUUGGUAAUUAUCAAAUUUCUUGAUGCAAGCGUGUUAAAAUGUGUGCAGAACUAACAACAUGUUUCUCAAUCUAGAUGCAUUUAUUUUGUCAAUUAUUUUGAAGAGGCUAAUUUCAUGUGAUUGCACAAAUUAGUCAUAAAGUGCUUUUCAUCAAAACAUUUCUGUCUUGGAGCAUAUGAAGUUUUAGAGCAGUUUUAAGGAACAGAUCACUUGUUUAUAUUAAUAUGGGCAUUGGAGGGGUGAAAAGGUUUGGAUAACACCCUUAGUUUCAGAUUUGGCUCAAAGUUCUGUAGUGUAGCCUGGUCAUGGUGAGCAUCAUCAGGAAGAGUGCAGAAGCUGUGGAGGGAAGGUGGAGGUAAAUGAUGGUUUUACUUUGCUU